AUGCUGGACCUUUCGUCUCAGUUUUUCCUCACUGAGGCUGUACUGGGACAACCUACAGCCCUGUCGUGCGUAAGCCAGCUGCAGGAACUCAACCAGUACGUUCCCGUUUCGGUGCACAGCGGACCUCUGGAUGAGGAGUUCCUGAGUAAAUUCACA
Messenger RNA from Sphaeroforma arctica JP610, 156 nucleotides. RefSeq lists its product as hypothetical. Gene Ontology annotation, molecular function: ubiquitin-like modifier activating enzyme activity. The record is from RefSeq and is a predicted model, not a curated record. Lineage: Eukaryota; Ichthyosporea; Ichthyophonida. The annotation marks the transcript as partial. The transcript has a single exon.